Haliotis rufescens (red abalone) is the source of this 3188-nucleotide messenger RNA. RefSeq lists its product as uncharacterized. The transcript has 4 exons. The record is from RefSeq and is a predicted model, not a curated record. Gene Ontology annotation, cellular component: mitochondrion. Bases 19 to 474 code for a protein of 151 amino acids. Gene Ontology annotation, molecular function: glycine N-acyltransferase activity. Lineage: Eukaryota; Metazoa; Mollusca; Gastropoda; Lepetellida; Haliotidae.
CACCUGCUGGAGUUAGUAAUGGCGGUCGCCCUGUCCACGGAUCUACUGCCAGAGCUUCUGUCAACUCUGCAGAAUGACGAUAGAGCUAUCCAUAUUCGAGGUGAGAUAAAAUCAAAGCUCUGCUCCGUAAUUACUGAUUAUGACGUCAUAGUGGACCGCUGGCCGGACUACACAGCAGUGGUUGCACGGGUCAAUGCUGCCACAGCCAAGUACCCUGUUCACCUCGGCCCUCUCGUCAGCGUCUUUACGACACAAACGGCACGACUGGAAACGCUGCUGCGACAACCCGACGUGCUGGACUGGUCAGCUAGGAUCAUAUUUGUGUGUGUUGAUAUGACCGCCAUGCCGGAUGUGGUCAAGGCCAUCGGUUAUCAACACAGAUCCUAUACAGUGGACACAUACCGCCUGAUGACCGUCACACGGGCCAGGCUCCGAGUCAGGUACCCACAACAUAUACUUGUAUACAUACUCUAGGAACAAGGUUAAGCGCCCCCUGAAAAAUUGUGAAUCAAUGUCGAGCGACCGCGAAAAUAAUUGGUAAAAUCAGUUAAGCAUACUAAGAUUGGUAGAGCUUCUGGAGCGCUAAUUACGGGCAUAAACGAUCUAUCAAUCAAAGCUAAAUUUAGCACUAUUUGAAAUUAUUCCGAACAUUUGACGUAAUUCUUGUUCAAAAUGAUUCGUAGCAGAUUGUCUCAUGGCGAAAUGUGUUGAAUAAUAGCCAUGAUUUAUGUAGAAUGUCCUUCAAAGCUGUUCGUCGUCAGCUCGGAUAUGAACAAAUUAAUGUGGUAAAGGAACGUCCUAGGUCUGGACGGUCUCAUGUGACGUCAGCAAGCAUGCUCUGUUUCGUUAGGAGACAAGCCACAAGCAGCUGUCUGGAGGAGAACUGGAUCCCUUGUCAUCGAGGACAUUGAGAAUCAGCAGGUUUGAGAUCAAGGAGGGUAAUCAAGCAUCCAAAACUGCCAGACUGUCUUCGCAGAAACCGUUUAGUUUGGUGUACAAUGACACGUAGCUGCAAGCCGAAGACAUGGAGGAAGAUUCCCUGGACGGGUGGGAACAGUUUCCUGUUGAGUGUGACAGACUGGGGUAUUCCCCCUUAACCACCCGUCUACAUGGACGACAACCAUUCUAGGCAGGUAACAGAGGCCUCCAACUCAAACGCGUCCAUCCGUGGCUCAUCGUGAGUCCAUUUCUCAACCUGAGGGAACACAUCCGGGACAUAAUGGUUCGCAAGACAGAAGCUGAACCAGCCAGCAGCACAAGCAUUGCCUGAACCAACCAGCAGCACAAGCAUUGCCUGAACCAACCAGCAGCACAAGCAUUGCCUGAACCAACCAGCUGCACAAGCAUUGCCUGAACCAACUAGUAGCACAAGCAUUGCCUGAACCAACCAGUUGCACAAGCAUUGCCUGAACCAAUCAGUAGCACAAGCCUUGCCUGAACCAACCAGCAGCACAAGCAUUGCCUGAACCAACCAGUAGCACAAGCAUUGCCUGAACCAACCAGCAGCACAAGCAUUGCCUGAACCAAUCAGCAGCACAAGCAUUGCCUGAACCAACCAGCUGUACAAGCAUUGCCUGAACCAAUCAGUAGCACAAGCAUUGCCUGAACCAACCAGCAGCACAAGCAUUGCCUGAACCAACCAGUACCACAAGCAUUGCCUGAACCAACCAGCAGCACAAGCAUUGCCUGAACCAACCAGCAGCACAAGCAUUGCCUGAACGAACCAGUUGCACAAGCAUUGCCUGAACCAACCAGUUGCACAAGCAUUGCCUGAACGAACCAGCAGCACAAGCAUUGCCUGAACCAACCAGUUGCACAAGCAUUGCCUGAACGAACCAGCAGCACAAGCAUUGCCUGAACGAACAAGUAGCACAAGCAUUGCCUGAACCAACCAGCAGCACAAGCAUUGCCUGAACCAACCAGCUGUACAAGCAUUGCUUGAACGAACCAGCAGCACAAGCAUUGCCUGAACGAACCAGCAGCACAAGCAUUGCCUGAACGAACCAGCAGCACAAGCAUUGCCUGAACGAACCAGCAGCACAAGCAUUGCCUGAACCAACCAGCAGCACAAGCAUUGCCUGAACCAACCAGUAGCACAAGCAUUGCCUGAACUAACCAGCAGCACAAGCAUUGCCUGAACCAACCAGCUGCACAAGUUUUGCCUGAACCAACCAGCAGCACAAGCAUUGCCUGAACCAACCAGCAGCACAAGCAUUGCCUGAACCAACCAGUACCACAAGCAUUGCCUGAACCAACCAGCAGCACAAGCAUUGCCUGAACCAACCAGCAGCACAAGCAUUGCCUGAACCAACCAGUAGCACAAGCAUUGCCUGAACCAACCAGCAGCACAAGCAUUGCCUGAACGAACCAAUUGCACAAGCAUUGCCUGAACCAACCAGCAGCACAAGCAUUGCCUGAACGAACCAGCAGCACAAGCAUUGCCUGAACGAACCAGCAGCACAAGCAUUGCCUGAACCAACCAGCAGCACAAGCAUUGCCUGAACCAACCAGUAGCACAAGCAUUGCCUGAACUAACCAGCAGCACAAGCAUUGCCUGAACCAACCAGCUGCACAAGUUUUGCCUGAACCAACCAGCAGCACAAGCAUUGCCUGAACCAACCAGCAGCACAAGUAUUGCCUGAACCAUCCAGUUGCACAAGCAUUGCCUGAACCAACCAGCAGCACAAGUAUUGCCUAUACCAUCCAGUUGCACAAGCAUUGCCUGAACCAACCAGCAGCACAAGUAUUGCCUGAACCAACCAGCUGCACAAGCAUUGCCUGAACCAACCAGCAGCACAAGCAUUGCCUGAACCAUCCAGUUGCACAAGCAUUGCCUGAACCAAUUAGCAGCACAAGUAUUGCCUGAACCAACCAGCUGCACAAGCAUUGCCUGAACCAACCAGCUGCACAAGCAAUGCCACAUGUUCGGGAAAGUUCUUUGCGAAAUAGACAAAUUCUUCUUCUCCUUUGCUUCUCAAAUUGUUGGCCAAACUUUGUAAGCUGGUGUUUAAAAAUUUGAAACUGUCCAAGAAACGAAAUUGAUCUAUUUGAAACAUGAUGAAGUGUUCCGAAUUUUGACCUAUGCACGUCAACUUUCGAUCGGCAAACAGUUCUGCUGCUUGAAGAAUCAAAUGAUUGUCAUACCUCAAAGCAUUGUCACAAAUGACAUUGACAAAUUUGGCUUCGUU